UCGCAGGUCGCGUCGUCUUUGUUAAGCAUCAAAAACAACAACAAUGGCCGCCGAGCAGGAUGAUGACCUUCUCGACAACUGGGAGGAUAUCGAUGAAAACUCGGCUGUGUUAGAAGAACGUUUAGAAAAAUUGGCAAUAAAAAACUCUCAAUUAGAGUCAACAAUGCACUCGACUCACGUUGUUACCUGUGAGGACACCUCACGCACCCCUUUUAUGACACAAGAACCGAAGAUCAUGAUUUUAAGAAGACCGCAAGAGAAAUCUGAUACAUCUCCUAAUGGGUUGAUUAACAUUAAGCAGAAGCAACCUGUAAAAACACUCGAGCAGAGACAGCAGGAAUAUGCAGAAGCAAGAUUGAGAAUACUUGGUGAUGCAGGAAGUUCUGAAGAAAAUAAACCAAAGCCAAUACAACAAAAAUCUUUAGAGCAGAGAGAAGCAGAUUACGCUGCUGCACGAUUGCGUAUCAUGGGAUCCUCUUCCAAGUCUGUGGAAGAACCAAUGUUAACUGGAAGUUCUCCUGGAAAUCAUAUGGUUAACAUUCAGAGGGAACCCCAGAAUAAUGUUGAGGUUGUAAGGUUUCCAAAAGGCCCUGAUGGAACUUCUGGUUUUAGCAGAGGAGGCAGUCAUCACAGGUAGCAAAAGCUUAAGUUAGCAGUCAGUUUAGUGUUUUCUUGCAGUUGGCAAAAUUUUAGCCUGAAUGAAUCAUAACUCCAUGCAAUGUUACAGGAGUUGGUCAUUAAAGAGGCUACAGUUAAAUGAUUAAUCAUAUUUCACAAAUUAUCUCACUUGUACGGUACAUAAUGUAUAUUUAUAUAUUUCUGUAUUCAGGUUCCAAUAAUCACUAAUAGGAAUAGCAACCUGUAUAAUUUGUAGACCACUAGUAAUAGACUCUUGGAAAACUUUUUCAUCCAGCAAGUGAAAAAGCGCAAUAUUCAGGAUUUUUCUGGUUACCAUGAGAUAAUCUUAAGCAAAAUCCCCUACCUCUGAAUGAUGCAUUUUGCCCAGGGUCUUACUGAGAGAUCUUCUGAUUGCAUCCACAUAUAUGUAUUCAGCAUUUGAUAUAUAUUGCCAAUGUCACAGGUCAAGAGUUUUUUCUUGUCACAGUUGGCUGAGAAUCCUUGUUAAGAAUUUGACUGCCUCUGCAAUGGUUAUGGAUGCUGAUGGUAGGGUUCCUAUUAGUAAUUCAUAGAAAUGAAUACUAAGUAUAAUGUUUUGAAGAAUUAAAAGCUACUCUCUGUGGAGGGUUCUUAUUAACUCUUAAACGGUCCAAAUGUAUAUAUGCGUUCUCUCACGUAGUGCCCCAAACGUAUGUAUAAGUUUUGUUUGUCAUUUAUUCAACAUUGGCACAAUAGGCCUGAGUUGCCUAGACAUGAGAGAAUGAGUGUGCGCCAUAUGAAAAAAAUUUGGGAUGCCUGAGUACCACAUGCUCUUUUUUCCUAUAAAAAACCGAUUGUUUUUUCUCAAAAUAUUUGGGGUGCUGCGCAGGUAAACCUAUAUAUACGUUUGGAUUAUUUAAGGGUUAAUAAUGCAUAGAGCCUGUGUACUGAAUAUAACAUUCUGAAGAAUUAAAAACUACAUUCUGUGGAGGGUUCCAUAAACCUCAGUGUCUGUUACCUCCUUUGCAUUUGUUCCUCACCAGGCUGUACCAGAUAGUGCUGUGGUCUUAAUAUGUGAAGCAGAUGCUGGAGCGAGCCCAAGUGUGCAUGUAGAUGGAUGUAAUAAUAUUUGCUGGACAAAAAAAACAAAAAGUGGUUGAAGAGUCUAUUACAGUACUGGUAUGACACAAGUUAUACAGACAGAUUUUUAUUCCUAUCAGCAAUUCAUGGAAACUUCUGGAGAAAAGUUUUUCAUGCUUCAAAAUGUUAUGAUGGCUUUAUUUUCACAUCCUUGUUUUUUCAUCAUCUAUGUUGAACCUUGAUUUUUUUUAAUGCAGUUAAUACUCAUUAGUCAGUAUGAUAACUCCAAAAAUAAAAGUAAUCCAGAGCUUGCCAUUGAGAUAAAAAGACCAUCUUUUCAGAAAAAAAAAAUAUUUUUUUACUGCUGUUAAUGAUAUUUACUGCAGAAAUUAAGCUUGUGUAUGAGCUGCUUAUGUCAUAGUCUUUUUUGCUUAUAUAAAUGCUUAAAUGGUUGAACAUUCAAAGUAUGAGAGUGUAUGCAGAACCUUUUAGUAUUCAACUAACAAAUUGUCUUUGUUGCCACAUGGUAUAGACAAAAUAAUACUUAUGCAACAAAUAUACGAUGAUAAAAGGUUUUCUACUCCUUAAUUUUGGAUGAAGAAUUCUGCACUCAUGUUUUCAUAUAACAUUUAAUCCCAAUAUUCAGUUUGUAUAAAACACACAUUAUUGUAUAAAUGCUUGUUAUGUUACAUAGAUUUUUACUUCUAAUGUACAACUGAGGUAAUUCUGGGAAUAUGAUCCCAGGUCAUUCAGGAAUGUCAAAAAGCAUUUUAAGGGUGUCCUUAAAAUUCAGAGUUGAAAUAUUUUGCCUUAUGGUUAUAACAACCAAUGAUAAAAUUGCCAGUUUUUAAGAUAAUAAUAACAUAACAGGAUAUACUUUAAUAAGUUUUUAGAUUUAUUUGGCCGUAUUGUCAGUAUUAAAGAGAUUGCCACCAUUAUGAAUUUUUGAGAUUAAACAAUUAUUUGAAUCCUGCCAUAAAAAAUAUACCUUAAAUUUUUUGGGUUGCUAUUGGAGUGUGAGUAAGGUUAUCUCUAUGAAGGAAGUCAGGGAAAACCAGUUAAGUGGACUCAAGUUCUGAAGGUGGGAAGUACAGUGCCUAUACUUUCAAAGAUGUAAUUAUGGAUUUGUAAUUAUUUUGUAACCACAAGAGAUUUUAUGCUCAUGGUGCCCUGUGUAUAGCAAUUAAAUCUAUAGAUAUUUAAAUUUCCAAGGGUGGUAGCACUUGCUAUCUCUUUAAAUUCAUUCCAUUGUCUCACUACUCUUCCCUUCCAGAAAAAUUUAAUAUGUCUGAAAGAUACUUUGUCAGUCUACAGCUGUGGCUACUUGUUCUCCCUGUUAAAAGUUAAAAGAGCCUUUUAUUAACCUACUUUUUUAUAUCUUUUUUUAUGGCUUAUAUAUUUGUCUUUUUUUUCUGUUUCAGCCAACGAGGGCAUUUUUAGAUUUUUCACUCUUUUAGUGUAAUUUUUUCUUUGAACUCUGAACUGUUUUAAUUGUGAUUUCCAUGCACUUGUAAAUUUAACAGCUAGAAACAAAAAAUGGUUGUGAAUGUGUUUUUGUUUUGGUCACUCAGUCUUGGUGGGAAAAUAUGUUAAAAUAAUAUAUGUUUACAGUAUGUAUCCUCAUCUGUUAUUCAGAGUACAGGCACUGUGCUUACCACCUUCAGAACUCAGGUUCAACUAAUCUGUUUUUCUUCUUGUAAUAUUUCCCUGGACAGUGUCCUGGCACAGGUCUUAAUUUUUCGAUGACCUGUUAGGAUUUUUUGUUAACCGGUUUUCCUGAAUCUUUUCAGAGAUAUUACCUUUCUCACACUCAGUGGCAUGUCAAAUCUCACAAACCACUUGUCUCCACUCUGAUUUAGCUCUUGUGGUUUAGUGCUUCUUUUUGAUUAUAAUAAUAAUAAUCCACUCUGAUUUAUCAUGCUUACACAUGCUUCUUGAAUGCUCAAGCCAUUUCCACUUAAGAUUUCCUUUACAUUCUUUCUCCCUUUAGCCCUUUUUUGGAUGACACCUACUUCUUCUUUCCAUCCUGGAUUUAUAAAUACUCAUGGACAUCUUUUUCUGUUCCAUCCUCUCUCAGUACGAAUACCACAUCAACAUCUCUGCCCACUGAUUUAUUUUUUAGUAGAAAUUGGAUAUAUCAGCAAUGUGCUGCUAUCCUAUUCUUUAUAACAGUUACAUGGUGGAAACAUCAGCUAGCCAUGUUUCCUUUUCAUAUUCCAUCAUGCAUUUCCCUGUCAUAUUUAAUACAUAGCAGUGAAAUCUGUCAGUCUGAGAGGGAAGACCUAGGUAAGGCUAUAAGGAUAUCAUUAACCUUUUCACUGUUUUUCCACAUAGAUUUAAGUCAGUAAGGCUAAUAUUGCAUAUGUAGAUCUAUGUCUUAAUCAUAGCACCUCUCCAACAUUCUGUCAUCGGUAAAUUUUGGCCUAGACAUGAGAGAAUGGGUCUGCGCAGUGUGAGUGCAAAAUAUAAAAAAAAAUCCUGCCCAAUGCAGUGCGUGAUGGGAAUAGUGAACCUCUUAUUCUGUGUUUGGGUUAAAAUACCUACUUUAGAGGCUUUUUUCUUAAGAGUGGUUUUUAUGGUUUUUAUUGGACAUUUAUUGGUAUCAUUUGAUAGACCCAAAGACACACUAGUGAAAUGGAGAUGAUCUUUGUCAGUUUCAGGCCAGAAAUAGGGAGACAUUUGAUUUUUUGGGAUUGUUCUAAGGAAGGGUAAGAGCUCCAUCACAUCUCCCUUUCUGGUCUGUUUUAUGGGUGUUUACUAGACCUGCUUCAUUUAUUUGGAUGGCCUAAACCAUGGCCUAUUAUUAUUGGUUAUAUUAGCCAAGAAAUAGGAUAAAACAUCUAAGUUUUGUGAUGGAUUAAAAAUGGAGGGCAAGUGUUACAUGAGUUAGGCCUAGAAACAUGAUUAGUAAAGAGAGGAAAGGGUGCCUUAGUGACUGAAAUGCUAACAGUUUUAUUUUGGACUCUGUUUUUAAAUUGGAGUUUUGUUGAAUUUUGUGUAAAGUUGGUCAAAUUACUGACUUAAAAGAUAGUUCCAAUAGUUGAUUGGGUAGUUACUUGUGCUCAGUUGACAAGGUAGUUCCAAUAGUUAAAUGGGCAAUUACUUGUGCUCAGUUGAUAAAACAGAAGGCAUGCAAGUGAAAUAGCCAGGAAUUGGGAUUGGUUUGAGCAGCAGAAUUUGCCUGAAAUAGGCCUCAGAGUGGAUGAUAUAGCAAUUGUGGAAAGUGCUCCCCAACCUCCAACUUUUGCACCUGUGUAAUUUCAUAAGUUUUACAUCAAAAUUCAAAUUUUUUGUUAUUACCUAUAGAAAAAGAUUUUUUACCAUUUCAGAUUUUUUUUAAUUUCAAGGGAUGUGACAGUGAAAGGGUUAACCCUCUCAGGGUCUGUGCCAUAGUUCUGUGGCUUUGACCAGGGUCCAUGCCAUAGUUCUAUGCCAUUGAGCUCAGCUCACUCAGAUAAGCUGUGAAUGGUAAAUUUGGGCCUAGCUAUGAGAGAAUGGGCUGAUGCAGUAAGUGUGCACCAUAUAAAAAUAAUCCUGCCCCAUGCAAAGCAUAAUGAGGAAAAAAAAAAGUGCGGUGUAUUUUUGGAUGGUUUUUAAGGUUGUAUUCUUGGUUUCUUGGUAUCAUUUGAUAGAAUGGAAAAUAUAUUACAGAAACAGGGAUUAUUUUGAUUGGUUUCAGGAUUGGAAGUAGCUUGAAAUCGAGCUCAAAGUAGUGAAAAUAUUGAAUUUUUGCCAAUAUGCCAGAGUAAACAAAUCACAUCAGUCGUUCAAUAUGCAUCCAACUGGUCAGUCUAAUAUGUGUUCACAAAUGUGCUGACAUUUAUGCAAUUAUUACAAUAAUGCAUAACAGUGUAAUUCUUUUAUUUUUUGUGUGAAUUAAUAUUCUUUGUGAAUAAAUAUUCAAAAUGGAAUUCAUGUGUAAAGCCUAGGAGCAUAACUGAUGAACAGAGGUAAUAUCAUUUUAGUGCUAGGAAUGCCUGCAUUGUUUUUUCUGGACCCUAAUUUGAUACGUGUGUGUAAGUGGCCAAAUUACCAAUUUCUAAUCGACUGGGUAGUUGAAAUAGUUGAUUGGGCAAUUUUUUGUACUCGACUGAUAAAAUGGAAGACAUACUAGCUACACAGCUAAGAAUUUUGUAGACUGGGGCGAGGUAAUUGGCCUAAAAUAGGACUUAAAUUGGGCAAAAUCGCUGAUGCAUAACCAUCGCUGACACAGUAAAAUUUGUGAGAGUAAUUUCGUCAGUUUUCCAUCAAAUUUUGUACUUUUUGUUUUAUUAGCUUCAGAGAAAGAUUCUCUACCAUUUCAUAAGAUAAAAUAUAUAUAUUUUUUUUUAAUUCUUGGACCCUGUAGAUACUUUUCAGAUUGAGGGGUCUGGACCCUGAAAGGGUUAAUUAUUCCAUUUAGGGUUCAAAGGCUACAGGAGUUUUUAUCCUACAUACAGGAUAAUUGGAAUUUUUGUUAAUAUCCAUGGUCAUAGAGGGGGAGCUACAAAAAUAGUAUGGAGGGGGAAAAGGGGGGGGGGGGAUUUCAGUUCCUCUUUGGAAUUUUACCUUUCAAAACCUCACACUGUCUUCUAAUUUAUUCACAUCACACAUUGCUCUCAAAUACAAGAUCUCCACUUCCUUCAGCCUCCUCCUCCUCCUUGACAUUAUUUAAGUCUGUACACAAGUGUUUCUUUUUUUGGGUCACCCUAUCUUGGUGGGAGAUGGCUGACGUAUUGAGAAAAAAAAUAUACACAGUACUAACAAAAAUUAUCAGUUUUUGUGAUAUUUGUUCAUCAUUGGUUAUUAAAUAAAAUUUAUUUUCAUAUAAAGUGCUGAAUUUUGGUUAAAUAAUUGUUGGUAAACUCUUCAAUUUUGACCAUAUGACCUCUGGAUUACAAGAUCCCCUAGUCUCAGGCACUGCAGAGCCUACUAGACGUGCUGCUACAUAUUUUAGAAAUGUGUAUUAUGUAGUGUUUAAUGGAGUUAGAUUUAUAUUUACAGUGAUUUUCCUAAUAGGGUUGGCUUCUAUCAAGCAGAUGGACCUAACGUGACCUACAUUUUUGGUAGGUAGAAAUCCAUCUGUGCUGUGUGUAGACUAAGUGUAUCUUUAAUAUAUCUGCAUUAGGAGUGGUGUUACUUGAUCCUUCCUAUUUGAAAU
This is a messenger RNA of Cherax quadricarinatus, 6817 nucleotides long. RefSeq names its product SUZ RNA-binding domain-containing. Lineage: Eukaryota; Metazoa; Arthropoda; Malacostraca; Decapoda; Parastacidae. The record is from RefSeq and is a predicted model, not a curated record.